AUGAAUAUAUUAAUUUUUCUUUCAAUAGGUAAAUGUACCAUUCUUGAUGCAAUGUCUAUUGAAAAUCGAAAAAAACUUAUUCGAGCAGUAAAUGGCAAAGAAAAUUUGGAUAUAUUUUCACCAAAUGGUUUAUCAUAUAAUUCAACUUAUGCUUCAAUUGAUAUUGCAUUUAAACAAGGUAUUAUUAGUAAUAUCGAUAAUAUAUCAAUUAUUGGUGAGGAACAUAAUAUUAAAAAUUAUCGAGUAACAUUUUUUGAUAUUAAUGAUAAUAUAAUCGAUGAACGUUUAUUAAAUACAAAUAAAAAUGAAAUAUUAUCUAUUGAUUAUGUUGCUACAAUACGAAUUGUAUUUCUUGAAACAAUUAAUAAUAAAAAUAUUAAUAAUGUUCAUUUAUCAAUUCGUGGAUGUUUCUUUAAAAUUCCAAAUUUUCCAACUACUAAAUUUACAACUAUGAAAACAAUAAAACCACCUGAUUAUUGUCAUUUAAUAGAUAUAAUGGAUAAACAUCAUGCAAAACGUUUAUUUAAUCGUGUUGGUGGUACAUUAAAUAUACCAGAAAUAUUUAAUUCAACACAAAAUAAUAAUCAACCAUUAUAUUUUAUUCUUGAAUUUAAUAAAAAUAUUUUUAUUCGUCAUAUUCAAAAUAUAUCUAUUCUUACAGAUAAUCAUCAUAUUCAACAAAUUCGUAUUGAAUUACAAAGUAAAAAUCGACAAUUAUUAAAACGUAUUGAUAUGUCCAUAUUUAAACAAACAUUAAACACAGCACUUUAUGCACCAAAUUAUCCAAUACAUGUGAAAUAUUUAAAAGUAACCAUAAUAAAAGGAAAACCAAAUAAAAAUAUUCGUUGGUCAAUUAUUGGUUGUUUUGAUAGAAUAAAAAAAGUUAAGAAAAUUAAAAAAAUUCCAAAAUUUACUUGGUGGAAAGUCUCAUGUAUUCAUUCGAAUAUAUUGGCUGGACGCAAUGGUUAUCAUCCACGAAAAUCUUUAACUCCAUUUAUCACUGGAACACCUUUACCAAUUGAUGGUAAUUUUCAAAAUUUAAUGACUCAUAGUAUCGGUAUUUCGUAUUCUGAGAUACGCAAACCUAUAAUUAUUGAAAUUGAUUUUCCAUCGGGAAUUAUCGGUCGUUUAUAUGAAGUUGGUAUUGAAUCAAGUAAUGUCUAUCGAAUACGUGUACAACUUGUUGAAAUACCAAAUGGUAUCUUGUAUACUUUAACAUCACCACAUUAUAAUAGAACAGAUAGAAAGAAUACAAAUCCUCGUUUAACAGGAUUUCCACCUGUACAUUCUUCAGGUAUUCGAAUUAAUCUAUUAGAUACGAUUGAUGGUCGACCACCACGAAAUGUAAAAGUUUUUACAAAUGGAUGCUUUUACAAGAGUUCAGUUAAAUAUACAACUAUACAAACUAUGGGACCUAUUACAACAGAAACAACAAAAAAACCAAAAACUACAACAAUUAAAACAAUAUGUCGUUAUACUGAAUGGACACGUUGGGGACAUUGUUCAGUUAGUUGUGGUAAUGGAGUACAAAUACGUGCACGAAAUCGACUUUCAGGUACAGGAUGUAAUGAUACUUUAAUGGACUAUCGCAUGUGUCAAUUACAACCAUGUAUGUGUAUAUUAACAAAAGAUUUUUAUAUGGCUGCUACUGGGAAGAAAGUACCAGCGAAUAAUAUUGUUGGUUAUUUAAAAGAUGGUAAAAAAGCCGUACAUAUUGGAGAUAUUUUAGAUACUGGCACGAUAGUUUAUACACAUCAUUGUUUACAAUUUAUUUGUUCUAGUGUUGGACUUGAUAUGAAGAAUUCGACUGAUUGUAAACACAAAUGCGUUUAUCUUGAUUGGUCUCCUUGGAGUUCAUGCCAAGGUGAUUGUGGUAAUGAACAUCAAAAAGGUGUUCAAUAUCGACAACGUCUACCUGUACAUAUUCUUACUGGUUCACGUCUAUGUGAACCACAAAAAGAAUAUCGUUCAUGUCAAACAUCACCUUGUUUUGGUUCAUGUAUUCUUUCGUCAUGGUCAAAAUGGAGUCCAUGUUCAAAAACAUGUGAUCUUGGAAUUCAAACCCGUUCGAGACAUUAUUUAUCUCUUCAACCAAAUUGUACGGAUAAUUUAGAAGAGAAACGUGAUUGUAAUCCUCAGUGUUGUCAAUCAAAUAAAAAACCUACGUGGUCAGAAUGGAGUCCAUGGGAAAAUUGUAGUCAAGCUUGUAAUGGUGGUGAACGAAUACGUUAUCGAACAUGUAUAAAGGAUACAAGUCAUUGUCAACAACAGAUAACAUGUGAUGGUUCUGAUAAACAAAUUGAACCUUGUAAUACAGAAAGUUGCCCUCAACAAUAUACAUGUUCAAAUGGACAAAUAAUGAGUAAUUGUAGUAAUGCUUGUGGUCAUACAUGUAAUACAUUAACAUGUCGUUCAUGUAAUGAACCAUCUAUGUGUGUAUCUGGUUGUGUAUGUCCUGAUCCAUUAGUUAUGAAUGCCUUUGGACAAUGUGUUCAACUAAAUGAAUGUUUAUGUCAAACAUCGGACGGUAAAACUAAUCUUGUUUCUGGUCAAACGAUGUUCGAUGAAAAUAAAUGUGAAGAUUGUUUAUGUUCUAAUGGUUGUCUCGAGUGUCAUCCGUCUUCAAAAGAUUGUUCAACAUGCCAAUGGAGUGAAUGGACUCCAUUCGGUGUUUGCUCAGCAAAAUGUAAUGGGACGCAAACACGAUAUCGUUCCCGUGCAUGUGUGGGUUUACAACCUGAAAUUGAACAUGAAGAUCAACCAUGUUCAACGAAUGAAACAUCAUAUAGAAAAGGUUGUGAACAAUGUUCUUGUAAUGUAACUACUGGUGAAGAAAUAUGUCAUGUUCAAUGUGCUAUAACACCUGAUGUUUGUUCAAAUCUAACAAACGAUCCAUUUAGUAUAUAUGAAUAUAUACCACAAGCUGAUGGUGAAUGUUGCGGUUCAUGCAAUCGAACAAAUAAAACGGAACCAUGUUCAGUACAAGAACUACCAUCAGAACAAAUCACCUAUAGUGAUUGUGUUUCAAUAAAUCCAAUAGCUCGACAACAAUGUUUAGGUACAUGUAUAUCAGGUAUGACAUGUCGUUGUUGUUCACCAUCGAAAAUAACAAUGGAACAAAUUCCAGUAGAAUGUCAACGAAUAGAAAAUAAUUCAACAAUUACUUUUAUUAAAGAAAUACCUUAUGCGAAAAUUAAUUCAUGUUCUUGUCAAGAAUGUAUUAAAAAUCUCUAA
This is a messenger RNA of Rotaria sp. Silwood1, 3234 nucleotides long. The record is from the annotation of a GenBank genome assembly. NCBI's taxonomy places the organism in Eukaryota, Metazoa, Rotifera, Eurotatoria, Philodinida, Philodinidae.